UAGAGCGGCGGGGGCGCGAGAAGGCGGCGGGGCCAAGAUGGCUGCACGGCGCGCGGCAGAGGCGGGGGGCGGCGGGGGCCUGGGGGCGGUGGGACGCUGACCCCGCCCCCUGCUGCUGCCAGUCUGCGCCGGGCGGCGACAGUGACCGAGCCCGGAACAUGGCGGCGGCGGCGCGCAGCUUUGGUCCCGAGCGGGAGGCCGAGCCGGCCAAGGAGGCGCGCGUCGUGGGUUCUGAGCUCGUGGACACGUAUACGGUUUACAUCAUCCAGGUCACUGAUGGCAGCCAUGAGUGGACAGUCAAGCACCGCUACAGCGAUUUCCAUGACCUACAUGAAAAGCUCGUCGCAGAGAGGAAGAUCGAUAAAAGUUUGCUUCCGCCCAAAAAGAUAAUUGGGAAAAACUCCAGGAGCUUGGUGGAAAAGAGGGAGAAGGAUCUGGAGGUCUACCUCCAGGCACUCCUGGCCACCUUCCCUGCCGUGGCCCCCAGAGUGCUGGCCCACUUCUUGCAUUUUCACUUCUACGAGAUUAAUGGCAUCACUGCAGCACUGGCUGAGGAGCUCUUUGAAAAAGGAGAACAGCUCCUGGGGGCCGGCGAGGUCUUUGCCAUCAGGCCCCUGCAGCUGUACGCGGUCACCGAGCAGCUGCAGCAGGGAAAGCCCACGUGCGCCAGCGGGGAUGCCAAGACUGACCUGGGGCACAUCCUGGACUUCACCUGUCGCCUUAAGUACCUUAAGGUUUCUGGCACAGAAGGACCUUUUGGGACCAGCAACAUUCAGGAGCAGCUCCUGCCUUUUGAUCUGUCAAUAUUCAAGUCUCUUCAUCAGGUGGAGAUAAGUCACUGUGAUGCCCAGCGCAUCCGGGGGCUGGUCGCAUCCAAGCCCACCUUGGCCACGAUGAGUGUCCGCUUCUCAGCAACUUCCAUGAAGGAAGUCCUCGUUCCUGAAGCCUCAGAAUUUGAUGAGUGGGAGCCAGCAGGCGCAGCCCUGGAGGGCACUGUGACUGCCGUCAUCCCCACGUGGCAGGCGCUGACCGCUCUGGACUUGAGCCACAACAGCAUCUCUGAGAUCGAUGAGUCUGUGAAACUGAUUCCAAAGAUUGAGUUCCUGGACCUGAGUCACAAUGGAGUGCUGGUCGUGGACAAUCUGCAGCACCUGUACAACCUCGUGCACCUGGACCUGUCCUACAACAAGCUGUCCUUCUUGGAAGGGGUUCACACCAAACUGGGGAACAUCAAGACCCUGAACCUGGCAGGCAAUCUCCUGGGGAGUCUGAGUGGCCUGCACAAGCUCUACUCCCUGGUCAACCUGGAUCUUAGCGACAACAGAAUCGAACAGAUGGAGGAGGUCAGGAGCAUCGGCAGCCUCCCGUGUCUGGAGCACGUGGCUCUGCUGAACAACCCUCUGAGCAUCAUCCCUGACUACCGGACCAAGGUGCUGGCUCAGUUCGGAGAGCGGGCCUCGGAGGUCUGUCUGGACAACACAGUGACCACAGAGAAGGAGUUGGACACAGUGGAAGUGCUGAAAGCGAUUCAGAAAGCCAAGGAGGUCAAGUCCAAAUUAAGCAACCCCGAGAAGAAGGUCAGUGAGGAUUCUAGGCUCUCUGCUGCCCCGUGCGUCAGGCCCAGCAGCUCCCCUCCCACCGUGGCUCCCACCUCUGCCUCCCUGCCCCAGCCCAUCCUCUCCAACCAAGUCAGUGGCGUCUCAUAGUCGCUGUCAGCCAGCUGGUAUUCGUGAUGGAGUUGUGUGAAAACCUUCCGUGGACACCUGCUGAGACCAAGAUGGCGCCACAUCUACGCAUCUUAGAUUUGAUGAGCUGUGGUAAAUAAUGGGAGGCGUGCGUGAGCUAAUGCUGGGGAAGCACUUAGCACUGCUUCUGGUCCAUCAGAAGUGGUCAGUAAGGGCUCCCUGCCUGCGUCCUUUUUGGAGGGUUUCAAGAUGAUCAGGACAGUGCCCCUGAGGAACUUGGAGCCCCUUGGGAAGAUGAGCUGUACCCCCAAGGGAGAACAGGACAGAAUGAUUUGGGUCAUUUGUGGAAGACAGAGAAGUCUGUCUAGAGCAGAGAGGACUUUGCAGUGGAGUUGUAUGUGAGGUGAAUGUCAAAGGAUGGUAGGAUCUGAGCAUGUGAGGGAGGAGGGGGUGGAUUCCAGGAGAGAAUAGCACGCUUCAUGCCUGGCUCUGUGCCUGCUGCCCUUCCUGCCUGUGCACAGCCCCUGCUGCUUUGCCCUGGGGGGGUGUCUGGGCUUGGGCCAUCUGCCUGCCUAGCCCAUGGGCAGAGGACCUGGGCCAUUGUGAGUUGUCCUGACCCCAGCCAGCAGCUGAGCUGGACGAGGGCCUGUGACCUCUGGGGCUCUGAGUUCUCUGAGGUAUUUUCUUGGGCCGUGGUGACUGGUGGUAAAGCCAGGCUAUGGAGGCAAGCCCUGGGCUCCUCCAGGUUUCUGCAAAACUUAGAGUUGAUGCCCAGCAUUCAUCCAAUCAGCUGCAUUUAGGAGAAAGUUAAAAAAAGAUUUUACCCUCAACCAGUCUGGAAAAUGUCUGGAGUGAAGUAAUGGGCCCAGACAAGCUGUAAUAAUAAUACAACAGCGUCAGCAGGCUUCAAAAGCAGCCCAAGUGAGUCAGAGCGUGCUGUCCACGGGCGGUGGCCCAGGGGAGGGUCAGUGGGAUGUGUCCUGUGGGAAGGUGGGCAUGGGUUGUCCUCUCCAGCCCUGGAGGAAACCCGAGCCUGCAAGAACGCCUGGCCUUCCGAUGAGGGGUCUUGUGCCCCUGUGUCUGCAAAACUCCGCAGGGAUGCUGGGGUGGCGGGUAGGGGGACUUGAACCAUUUCCCCAUGAAGACGCUCUAGGAGCAAACACGUUUAAGGCUCUUGGUGGACAUAUUGCCAGACUGCUCUCCAAAUGGGUGGGGCAGCUUGCACCCCAGUGCCUGCCUCUGCCAGUUAGGCCAAACAGCCUGACCUUUGCCAAAGUGAGAGGCCAAGCUUGCCCUUCUUUGAUGGCUCACGAGGGUGAGCUUGUAUCUUGUGUUACGCCUGUUGGCCAUUCUUUUGUGGAAUGUCUGUUCAUUCUUUGCAGUCUCCUAAUGGGAUUUCUGAUUUUCUCCCCCCAUUUUUUGUUAUCUGUAAGAGCGUUUUAUAGAUUAAAGAUACAAGCCUUUGACAAAUGUUGUGAGCACUUUUUUCUCAUGUCGUUUAGGUUUCUUUUUUUACUUACAGAAGUUUAGCUUUUAUGCAGUCACACCUCAAUUUCCUCCUGUGGAUUUAGUCUCAGAAAGUCUCUCCCUACCCUGAGAUUAGAUAAGCAGUCAUUUGUUCUUCUAGUUACUUUGAGAUCUCAGUUUCAACAUUUUCUUCUAUGGCCC
This is a messenger RNA of Balaenoptera musculus (blue whale), 3353 nucleotides long. RefSeq names its product nischarin (gene NISCH). Gene Ontology annotation, molecular function: phosphatidylinositol binding; integrin binding; protein kinase binding. The coding region runs from base 159 to 1706 and encodes 515 amino acids. The transcript has 14 exons. Lineage: Eukaryota; Metazoa; Chordata; Mammalia; Artiodactyla; Balaenopteridae. The record is from RefSeq and is a predicted model, not a curated record. Gene Ontology annotation, cellular component: cytoplasm.